AUGCCGAGUGCAUCGAUUAUUAGUGACUUUCAACGUUCAUCGUCCAAUUCAUCGUUAUCGUCAUCACUUCUUCUAGCUGCUUGUCAACAAUAUGAUAUCAAUGAAUUAUCCUAUUGUUUUGAUCAUCAACAGAAAUUAUCUUCACCACCACCAUCAUUGUUAUCAUCAUCAACAUAUGAUUCAAUUGGUAAACGUAGUCAAAAUAUGACCGAAUGUGUCCCGGUGCCAAGUUCGGAACAUGUUGCCGAAAUCGUUGGUCGACAAGGUUGCAAAAUAAAAGCACUACGUACUAAAACUAAUACAUAUAUUAAGACGCCCGUUCGAGGUGAUCAACCCGUUUUUAUCAUCACUGGUCGAAAAGAAGAUGUCUAUCUAGCUAAAAAAGAAAUCGUAUCAGCUGCUGAACAUUUUUCACAAAUUCGAGCUGCUCGUAAACAAACGAGUACUAGUAUUUCAUCAAAUAGUAGUACAAGCAGUGGAAGUAAUACUAAUUUACACUAUAAUAGUUUAAUUUAUCCAUCAACAUCAACAUCAACAUCAACAUCAGCAUCAACCAAUAUUCAACAAAUAACCAUACAAGUUCGCGUACCCUAUCGUGUUGUUGGUUUAGUUGUUGGUCCAAAAGGUGCAACCAUCAAACGUAUACAACAAACAACAAAUACGUAUAUUGUAACACCAGGUCGUGAUAAAGAACCUGUCUUUGAAAUAGCUGGUCAACCUGAAAAUGUUGAAGCAGCUAGAAUUGAAAUUGAAAGUCAUAUUGCUGCUCGUACUGGUCAAGCAUCUGAUAUCGAUGAAAAUGAUUUUGAAAAAGAAUUGUAUUCAAUCGCUGAUAUUAGUGAUGCAAAUCAACAAUGCUCAAAAUGGAUUAAAUUAAAUAAUCCUUCAUCGUCAUCCUCAUCAUCAAUAACAGCAACAUCAAAAUUUUCCCAUCAUUUGUCAUUACCAUUUCCUCAAGAUGAUAAAAUCAAAUCAACAUAUCGUACUGUUUCACAAUCAUCUUUUUUACCGUCUUUUAAUGAUCAAUUAGAUUUAAAUUCAUCAUUUGAACAAAUUUCGGAUGAUAAUUUCGAUUCAAUUUGGCAGAAUUUUAAUUUUAUAUCAAUGAAAACAUCAAUGGGUUUUGCAUAA
Rotaria socialis is the source of this 1131-nucleotide messenger RNA. The record is from the annotation of a GenBank genome assembly. NCBI's taxonomy places the organism in Eukaryota, Metazoa, Rotifera, Eurotatoria, Philodinida, Philodinidae.